UUAUUCUUCCUAUUGGCUAUUAUACACUUUUAAAUUUACAGUUGCUUUGUUAUUUUCUAUUACAGGGUUAUGACUCAUUGAUUUAAAAAAAGAACUUUUUCAAAUACUUUGCACUUUUGAUUGUGUAUUAUGGAUACCAAGGAAGAGAAGAAGGAACGGAAACAAAGUUAUUUUGCUCGAUUGAAAAAGAAAAAACAAGCCAAACAAAAUGCAGAAACAGCCUCAGCUAUAGCUGCGAGGACUCAUACUGGGAAAGAAGAUGCUAAUGCAGUCAUUUUAGACCAAGACAAGUGCAACAUUGCUGUGGAAGAGGAAUAUAUUACUGAUGAGAAAAAAAAGAGAAAAACUAAUCAGUUAAAGGAGAUCAGGCGUACAGAACUAAAGAGAUACUAUAGUAUUGGUGAGUAUUGGUGCCCGUAUUAUAGUAUUUUCAUUUUAAAAAUCUCUAAGAAUUUUUAAAAGACUAUAAGUUGUAAGUGAUCAUACUAAUAACAGUUUAUUGAGCAGCUACUACAUGCCCUGGGCUCUUGCUUUAUAUACAUAAUCUCACAUAAAAGGAUCACAAUGAAAUAAUGUUAUCUUGUUCAACUUUGUGUUCCCAGCAUGUAGCACAGUCCCUAGGACAUAUUGCAUGCAAAUAAAAAUGCAUCUAAUGAAUGGUCACUUUCACUUUAUGAGAAAUAUGUAUUUUCCUUAAUGUGUAUAAACAUAUCCAUGAACACGUUGAUAGAAAUGGCUGCACUUUUUGGCAGUAGAAAAUGGAGGAGACGUGGCCUAGCA
Messenger RNA from Propithecus coquereli (Coquerel's sifaka), 780 nucleotides. Its product is annotated as nuclear receptor coactivator 7-like. NCBI's taxonomy places the organism in Eukaryota, Metazoa, Chordata, Mammalia, Primates, Indriidae. The record is from RefSeq and is a predicted model, not a curated record. The transcript has 2 exons. The coding region runs from base 130 to 459 and encodes 109 amino acids.